AUGCUCUCCUUGAGGGAGCAGGUGAUCGUCGCUGGGGACUUCAAUAGCAAACAUGGUGCCUGCAACUCCAGGAUCACCAAUGCCGCCGGACCCUGCCUGCUCAGGGUAGCAGAACGUCACCACGCGCUUGUUGUUGGGCCGUACGACCCGACUAUCUUCCCUGCUCAUGGCCAACCGGAUAAAAUAGACAUUGCAGUCGUCAAGGGCAUCCCACAUCAGAUAACUACCACGAUGAGGACGGCACUAUCUUCUGAUCAUGUCCCAGUGGUUUUUGACGUUGAUCUGGACGCCCUACAACAGCCCAGGAGAGGCAUCUCGCUUGCUGGCAUCAACUGGGACAGGUUUCAAGCAGCUGUGACGGACUCACUCGCCGCCGCCCCGCCCCCUGCGGACGCUGGAGCGGACGCAGCACUUCUGCACUUCGCAGCAACCACGAUAGACGCAGCCAAAGCAGAAACGCCGCCCCUACCACGAACUCCGCCUGACUACUCCCGACAACUGCCCCCGAACAUCACUGAGAAGAACCGGGUCAGCCGGCCAGAAGAGUGGCAGAGGACAAGAAAUGCCAACACCAAGCACCUCCUCAACAGGAUGCAUCGAGACAUCCGGGCCGCCAUUGACAACCAUUGCCAUCGUGACUGGAAUAACAAGGUCGCCACCCAGUGCCUUGACAAUGGCACGGCCUGGCGAACGACGAAGAGUUUCCUACGCCGCACACAAUGUAUCCCUCCACUGAUAGUCAAUGGUCAGGCUGUCUGCCAACCAGCUGCGAAAGUGGAUGGCCUAGCAGACGUCUUUGAGGCUGCGUUUACGUCGAUAGAAGACCCGACCAAUGCUGUACAAAACGACCUGGUUGCUGACCGGCUCCCGCGCUACUCGGAGGCACGCGACGACGAUGACGUCAUUGAAGAGACGACGGCGGAAGAGGUGUCGUCCAUACUGCGCGAUCUGAACCCCAGGAAAGCUGGAGACAAGAAGAGAAAGCCACCAUUGCAGAAGGAGAGCUCUUCCUUUCCAUUUUCAGUUUUGGCUGCCGUCAGCAGACUGCAGAAUGAAGUUCCUGCUCUUGUUCCUGAGUACACUGCAGGAUCACCAGAACGUAGUCAGACAUCCUCUGAAAGUGAGGAACUGAAGACGAAGUGUGAACACCUCAUAAGAAAAACUGAUCAGUACAAAAAACAAAUUAAAACUCUUCAGCAGUCUAAGCGAUGA
Molecule: messenger RNA, 1212 nt
Organism: Schistocerca piceifrons (Central American locust)
Lineage: Eukaryota; Metazoa; Arthropoda; Insecta; Orthoptera; Acrididae
Exons: 3
Coding region: 1-1212 (403 amino acids)
Molecular function (GO): catalytic activity
Source: RefSeq, a predicted model, not a curated record